This is a messenger RNA of Poecilia reticulata (guppy), 1275 nucleotides long. It is a transcript of the gene ppp1r27b, whose product is annotated as protein phosphatase 1, regulatory subunit 27b. Gene Ontology annotation, molecular function: phosphatase binding. NCBI's taxonomy places the organism in Eukaryota, Metazoa, Chordata, Actinopteri, Cyprinodontiformes, Poeciliidae. The record is from RefSeq and is a predicted model, not a curated record.
UACUAGAAACCUCCAGCCUCCUACCUUCCUGUCAGCUGAAGGGAUGUCACUGAUAUAUUUAAGUGGACAGCACCAAGAAAUGUGAUGUUGACCCAGGUCCAGGAGGUUACUGGCCGUUAUGUGUGUUGAUGUAAGCUGUCUGAAGAGGCUUGUGACUGGUCAGAGGGAGGGAACUGGUUUGAGCCCACUCAUCUUCCAAAUCUUGCAGCUGAUCUUAAAAUAGGCCGGCAGGGAGAAUAAAAGCCACGGCGAGGAAGCUGCACCCUCAGAGGAGAGGUUGAUCCAAGAGAGAGACACACCCCCUAAAGGGACUUACUUAAAGCUUUUGCAAGUUCUUCUGCAACAAGACUCCAGGAUGAAGUACUACGAAUGCCCCAUGUCCCAGACCCUGGGAAUCAAAGCUUACAGCCAGCGCUGCAGCCUUCCAGUCACAUGCAAGAGCACAGCCUCCCUGAAGCCGGUCCGGAGCGUCCACUUCCCCAACGACGUUGUUUUCCAGGACUGCGUCCGGCACGGCGAGCUGGAGAGGAUCGGACGUUUCAUCAGGGCCAGCAGGGUCAAGCUGGACACCAUUUACCACUCUGGAAUGGCAGCCAUCCACGAGGCAGUCCUGACAGGGAAUCUGGAGUGCGUGCAGCUGCUGGUGCACUAUGGAGCAGAUAUCCACCAGAGAGACGAGGAGGGGUGGACCCCGCUGCACAUGGCAUGCAGCGACGGCUUCCCACACAUCGCACGCUACUUUCUGUCGCUGGGCGCCGACCCCGAGCUGGAGAACGAGUGCGGCGAGAAGCCGGCUGACCUCAUCGAGCCGGACAACAAGGAGCUGCUGAGGCUCUUUGGGCUGGCGGUCAACGACUGAAGACCCCAGAGGUCCCUUGAGCUCCACAGUCGUCCGAAAGCCGCUGCAGGUUGUUCUGAAAGUUCUUCGGCAGUGACCGGAGAAAGCCGCAUCAGUCCAGGUUCCUGGUUUUUGAGCUGCCACAGCUCCAGGAGGGGAUGGACGCCGGGUGGACGAAGGGCCGGCAGGCAGAACUGACAGACUCGUCUGAUUGGACUGUUUUACUCCAGCAGCACCAACCUGCUGCGUCCUCUCCGCGCCUCAGACCUUUUUAUAACUUUGCUUUUUUUAUAUAUAUCGUUAUCUGAAUGUGCAGGAAUGUUUGACUUUGUGAAACAAAGCUGUUGCACUUUUUAGUUCCAUUUCUAAGAUGACUGUCAUGUUUAUGUUUUUAGCCUUUACCAGCAAGUUUGUUGUUGUGUUUUGAUAAUUUUUAA